AAAUAAGGGGCGAAAAUUUUCAAUGUACAUUUAUCCACACAGUAUAUUGAUAAUUAGACCAAAAUCCAUAAGUUGAUCUGAGCGGAUGUCCCACGUGUCAAUCAAGACUUUCGUUACUUCAUCAGUUAUUUAUUGAAGAUCUUCACUCCGCCUUUCUCAAUUGGACGAUAUCGGCACAACGGAGAGGACGAAAACAGUAAAAAAAAGAGAUAUUGUCAGAAGAAAAGCAACUAGUAAACACUAAUAUCACGACAGGGAGGAAGUUCCGAUUUAAAGUUAACGACUGUGAUUCGACUAUCUAAGGAAUUUUCAAUGGAACUACGUGUAGCCAUUAUGUACAAUAUUGUUUGUUUGGCGUUCUUGUGUAUAUUUGGUGAUAAUUACUGUGUAUGUUUAAAAGCCAAAACUAGAGACCAUCUUGUGAUUAAAAGAAACGUCAAUUAUAUGUCAGAAUCUUAUCCUGGCCCAGAUAAACGUUUUUUGUAUGACUUUGAUAGUAAAAGACCAUUCGAUCCUUUGGCCAGUGGUUUGAUAGGCAAACGUUUUUAUGGACCAUUUGGAAAACGAUAUCGCGAUAUGUUUUGGAAGCGGCCAUUUGAUCCAUUAGCAGCAGGACUCAUAGGAAAACGACAUAUGGACCCACUAGCCGCAGGGCUUAUUGGAAAACGAACGAUCGAUCCCUUAGCUUCUGGACUUAUUGGAAAACGAACAAUCGACCCCUUAGCUGCUGGACUUAUUGGAAAACGAACAAUCGAUCCCUUAGCUGCUGGACUUAUUGGAAAGCGAACAAUCGACCCCUUAGCUGCUGGACUUAUUGGAAAGCGGACAAUCGACCAGUUGGCUUCCGGUCUUAUUGGCAAACGGAUGAUUGAUCAAUUGGCGUCUGGACUGAUUGGUAAAAGAUCCACCAUAGAGAUAGGUUCUGGGCGUUUUGUUAAAAGAUCAAUAGAUCCGUUGGCUACUGGACUCAUUGGCAAAAAGUCGAUAGAUCAGUUAGCUUCUGGACGUAUUAGCAAAAAAUCAAUAGACCAUUUGGCCACUGGACUCAUUGGUAAAAAAUCGAUAGACCCUUUGGCCACUGGACUCAUUGGUAAAAAAUCGAUAGAUCAGUUAGCCUCUGGACUUAUAGGCAAAAAAUCAAUUGAUCCUUUAGCUGCUGGACUUAUUGGUAAAAAAUCCAUAGAUCAGUUAGCCUCUGGGCUUAUAGGCAAAAAAUCAAUUGAUCCUUUAGCUGCUGGACUUAUUGGUAAAAAAUCCAUAGAUCAGUUAGCCUCUGGACUUAUUGGCAAAAAGUCAAUUGACCCUUUAGCUGCGGGUCUUAUUGGUAAACGCACCAUUGACCCCCUUGCAACAGGACUUAUUGGUAAACGCACCAUCGACCCACUUGCAACAGGACUUAUUGGUAAACGCACCAUCGACCCACUUGCAGCAGGACUUAUUGGUAAACGCACCAUAGAUCCGUUAGCUGCUGGUCUUAUCGGGAAAAGAACAAUUGACCCUUUGGCUACUGGCCUCAUUGGAAAAAGAAAUAUGGAGUCAAAAUAUCAUUCAUAUAUUGAGGAAAUGAAAUCAAAAAGGUAUCUUGAUCCUUUAGCUAGUGGAAUUGUCGGGAAAAGGCAAUUUGACAAUGAUGUUGCUGAAGAACUGAUGCAGCCGUACGAUCUUGUUAGAAAACGAACAGUUAAUUCUUUUUCAUCCCUGUCAGGUCAAAAUGAUUUAAAUAGAGCUAGUGCAAUGGAUUAAGCAAAAGAGGAUUUAAAUAAUACACAUUAUAAAAUGGUUUACAGUUUCAUCAAAAACUAUUCUUUUACGUGAAGACAAUGCAAAAAUAAUGAUCUCUUGGUAGUUAUUCAGUGAUCAUCGGGAAUGAACAAUAUAAUCAACAAACUUGUUAUCUGAAGAUUUAUUUACCAAUAAAAGACAUAAUUUACUUUCAAACUAAAAUAAAAGAUUUGAUAAUAAUUAUUGUGAACUCUAACCUAUAUAAUUACAUAUUUGAAAUGUACAUUAUGAAUCAAGCUACUAGCUAGAACCUAUUCUCUUUAUUUGUUUGUAGAUGGCAACAACAUUGCUGUAAUAAGGAAUAAUACAUAUCAUUCCCUUUAAUGACAUAAAGGGCAUCUCAUAUGAGCGUUACUGAUAUAACUCUUUUUUAUUUUUUGUUAAUCACAAUUAACUUGAAUUGGCUGCUUAUUUACCCGCUUAUAUAUUACAUGUAAUCCUGCUUUAUUAUGGAAAUUAAGAAUUUGAUUAUUGUCAUGUUGUUUAGUCCAUGGCCUAUGCUUAUUGAGUGGUCACAAUAUAUAUUUUAUUUCAAGGCCUUGAACAGAAUAUAAUUUAACAGUCAAAGAUAACACUUUAAAUUUUUUAGUUUCUGUGUAAUAAUUAUACAUAAAUACCCAAACUAUAUUUUAUUUAUUAUUACCCCAUAUUAUUUUAUGUACCGAUGUGUGUAAUUUAUUUAAAUACAAUUAUGAAGUUUAAGAUAUUUAUGUAAAGGUUUUAAAACUAUUAAU
Molecule: messenger RNA, 2516 nt
Organism: Patella vulgata (common limpet)
Lineage: Eukaryota; Metazoa; Mollusca; Gastropoda; Patellidae
Product: LWamide neuropeptides
Exons: 3
Coding region: 313-1743 (476 amino acids)
Source: RefSeq, a predicted model, not a curated record